This is a messenger RNA of Odontomachus brunneus, 2147 nucleotides long. Its product is annotated as CLIP domain-containing serine protease 2-like. The record is from RefSeq and is a predicted model, not a curated record. Bases 389 to 1555 code for a protein of 388 amino acids. Gene Ontology annotation, biological process: proteolysis. Gene Ontology annotation, molecular function: serine-type endopeptidase activity. The transcript is spliced from 5 exons. Lineage: Eukaryota; Metazoa; Arthropoda; Insecta; Hymenoptera; Formicidae.
GUUUAUCACAACGAAUUCACGAUCAUCACCGCGAUUUCCCCUACUACUUGACUGGAUCCGACAAUUUAUUAAGCUCCACAGGUAGCGGAGGGACUAGUUGGUAGCCAACUUGCGGACGACCGAUCAGUACUGGACAAGCCUGGUAUUGGUCUGGAGCUUGGCUUUAUAACAAAUCGGUGCUGAACGCGACUAUUGGUUUUUACGAGAGUGUGAGUUCUCCAUUUCAAACGCAUUAGUCGGCGAUAACCUUCGGGGCGAAACGCGCUGACUCUUUCUAAUUAGUGACAGAGAAAAAUAAGGAGAAAACUAGAGAAGAAGAGAAGAAAAUCUACGUGAAACGUAUUUCGAGACUAGUGAAGGACUACACACAGUGAUACCAGAAAUAAUCAUGAAGUCCAUUAGUCUGCUCUUCCUGUUCUUUAUUCUAAGGAUAAUCAAUGCGCAGAAUACGUGUGCAGAUAAACGUGCCGUUUGCAUAAGUAUUCGCGAUUGUCCGUCCUUGAUUGAAAUCUUAAGAGGUCCGAGACCGCUACCGAAGGAAACGUUGGAAACCCUCAGGAAUGCGCAAUGCGGUUUUGAAGGAAAUUAUCCAAUGGUCUGUUGUAUUAAUCAGAAUACGGAGCCGGUGACAACAAACCCAGUACCAACUCCGACGACGGACACGAUGGUACAAGCGAGUGUUCCCGAUCCUCCGAAUGUGGUCAAUCAUCCGAAUUUGCGUCUUCUGAAUCACCAAGUGUGCGGACACAUAACCCAGGAAAAAUUAAUCGGCGGCAACAAAACGGGCGUCAUCGAAUAUCCGUGGAUGGCACUCAUUGCAUACGAGACUGGAAGAGGACCAGAAUUCCGUUGUGGCGGCACGGUUAUUUCCCAGCGGUAUAUCCUUACAGCCGCUCAUUGCGUCACAACAUUACCCGGUGACCUUACGCUAAUAGGAGUCAGAGUGGGUGAUCACGACAUAAGCAAAGAGCGCGACUGCGACAGGGACAAAAAUGGACUCGAGAUCCUGUGCGCUGAGAAAUAUCAAGAUUUUGGCAUCGAGAGUGUCCAUUUUCAUCCUGAAUAUACGAGAACGAAGUUGCAAAAUGAUAUUGCGCUCAUUAGGCUGAAUAGCAGCGUGGAUUUCAGGCCUUUCAACGCCAGACCCAUUUGUUUACCCUUCGGCAGCGCGACGAGACUAAGUCAGAAAAGGGCUAUAGUGACAGGCUGGGGUGCAACAGAAUUUGGUCCGCGUAGCCAGGACCUCCUGCAGAUAAAGUUGCCAUUGAUGACUAACGAGCAAUGCGCUGAAGUCUACAAGAACACUGUGGAAAUUUGGUACAAGCAAAUGUGUGCCGGUGGCAUGGACAUGGUAGACUCUUGCGCGGGUGAUAGCGGAGGACCUCUUCAAGCUCCUUCUAUAUAUAAUGCUCCAAAUGUGAACAAUAAGGUGCGUAUCGUUCAGUACGGUGUGGUCAGCUAUGGUCUGAAACAGUGCGGUACCGCUGGUUUCCCUGGAGUAUACACCAGAGUCAGCUACUAUAUGGACUGGAUCCUGAACACUAUAAGAGUUUAGAGUACAUAGUGUCGCUGAAACUUCGCGGAAGAAUGUAUCUUCUGCUGUAUUUCAUGACACGCUCUUGACAGUGAACGAUGUCUGCGAACUGCAAUGAAGACUUAGAUCUACGUAGAGUUCGUAACUUAUAGAGUACAUAGUUUAAUAGAAUCGAUAGACAACAUUGAUCUCGAAAGAUUCCGCAGGAGUAGCCUCAAUGACCGACUGAACAACUCAAUGUCCAGAAAAGUAGUUCAUGAGCUUUCUAUGUUAGCAAAAAAUUUUCUGGAUGAUUAAUUAUUAUUAUUUCUUUUUAGACUGAAAUGUCUUUUUGUCAGUGCCUUGUCUAAUCUAUAUUUUAUUAGACGGCACAAUCUCGCGGUAUCUGUACGUUACGAUUAGUUUAAUUUAAUUUCAAUUGUUUCAUUGCAUUUUUAAGAGUGUGUUAAGUAUGUUUCAUCAUGGAUAAAAAAAGAGAUCGCGUUCUCUGUUUGUCAGAGUGUAAUAAAUAUUUUAUUCUUGUGCUGCUUUGAUGUAUGGAUUACGACUUAUGUAUGACAUGUCAUGUUGUUUGUACCCUUUAUUACAAUAUAUCAAUUUUUUAUGAAAAGGA